AUGGCAGCUUCACGGCAGCCCCAGACGGCGGCUGCACUCUCGCCGGCGGAGAUGGAGCUCAAGCUAUUGUGGCAGGACGCCGAAGUUGAUUUCAGGCAAAUGACAAGAAGGAGCUUGAGGACGGACCAAGAAAAGAGACUAGAGGAUGUCCUGGCCGAGCUCGAUAGGAAGUAUCGACCCCCGGAAUCCGAGGCUGGCAAAGAAGACUCAGCCAAAACCAAGGCUAAGAUCCGCGCCACUGUCGGAAAAGUCCUCAGCUGCAUUCAAUUGUUGGGCGGCUUAGCUGCGCAAGGUGCAUCGAUUGUGUUUGGACCUGCCACCCUCUGCUUCAACGCCAUCUCGUUUCUGAUCGACGUCCCCGGCAAGAUCGCCGAGGUUUACGAAGGCGUGGGAAGCUUGUUCGAGGAGAUUUCGCACUCACUCGUGCUGUUCAAGAUCUAUGAGAACUAUACUAAGCUUGACCCCGACUUGAGAGACGGCACGCACAAGCUGAUGAUGUCCAUUGUGAGAAUCUGUGGGCUUUCUAUCAAAAUUAUCGAGGGCGGAGUUUUGCAUCACAUAAAGAUCGGAGCAAAAAUCACUUUCCUGAACGAUGACUCGGGCGUGAAGAGCGAACUUGCCAAGUUCAAAGCUCUGAUUGAAAAGCAAAGUCGUGUUACCGAAGCCAUCACCCUUCAGCAUGUGCUGAGCAGCGAAGACAAGAUCGUCCAGGUUCUCAAUGCCCAGUAUGAGAGUGCGGAGAAACUCGCCAACCUGGAGACGAACAUGAGCAUCGUGGUGGCAGACGUAAGCGAUCGUAAGAUGCACAUGAUUCUCUCGGAGCGACUUGACGCCAUGAGCAGAAUGUUGUCGACCACAACGGCAUCGGCUCAAGAGGCCAGGAAAGCGAUGCUCACCAUGAGAGACAAUCUCCUCACCGGAAGUGCACAAUGGCUCCUGGAUCAUGAAGACUACAAGGAAUGGAAGACUUCGGAAGCCGAGACGAUCCCAUUGCUCCUGCUUUCGGGGGAUACAAAUACCGGCAAGUCUUUUCUGCUGGCAGCCAUAGAAGAAGACUUCCGCAAGACUAGCACUGACGUCUCCAUUGCGUAUUACGGGUUCACGAAGCGCGAAGCAAAAAGUGCAAGAGACAAGCACAAGGAGGACGUGGUGACGGCAUUGAAGUCCAUGUGCCUGCAGCUGGCUGGCCAACACAAGCAAUAUGCCACAGAAAUGGCUGGCCUCAAAGAUGAUUUCAAACCACCCGAGAUGGGCAAAGAGAAAGAGCUUUGGGAAAAGCUCUGGUGGGACAAACUGCAAUUCUCGAGAUACCCCCAGACGAGGGAGACGGCAAACUUCGUCCUGAUGUUUGAUGGCCUGGAAGACUUGUCUGACAGCAACUGUGCUAAACUCCUUAGGAUGCUCAAAACAGUUCGAGACGAAAGCCGCUCCCCGACCAAAGCCAUUCGGCAGCAUAUUCGCGUCGUUGCGACUGCCCAACCGAAGGUAUUCAAGGAUAGUCCCAUCACUCCCAUCGAAAUUGCUGACCACAACUUACCCGACGUCAAAAUGUACAUCGAAGACGAGCUCAGGAAGGAUGAAAUCCUUCAAGGCCAGCAUGUGGAGAUGUUGGAUCUCCUCAAAGCGAUUCGAGAAACGCUUCCGGACGUGGCCAUGGGUUCCUUUGCUGUCGUACAACAAAAACUCGAAAGAGUUCGAGAAGCUGUGGAUUCUGACGCAUACCUGGAUGACGUGCAGACGAUCUUGGACGAGAAUCCUGCCGACGAUUUGGGGAAGCUGGCGCGGAAGGUUAUCAAGGACUUGAACGUGACACUGAAGCCCCACGACAUUGACCAGUUGAACGAGCUCCUCCAUUGGUGUAUAUUCGGUUAUGAAUACUUCUCAGUUGACCAGUUGAGGGCCACCAUUUUCUUGAACUCUGGGAAGGCUUCGUUGCAACCUUUUGAACGAAAGCUGAAAGAAAAGUACGCGAGAAUCCUCCAUGUCAUCGAUGGUCGAGUGGAGGUAGAUUAUGACAUCGAGGACUUGUUUCGAACCCAGGACAGCUCCGUAUCCGGGCCUGUGACUGCACCAGACUCGGACAACCCUCGCAUAACGAUGACGAUAUCGAUCAACCAGGCAGAUCUACGCACCGUUCAGCAGUUUUUCUGGGAUCUCUCCGACAAAUUGAGAACUGGGAGAUUCGACUUUUCCGCCGACAAAUCGAGCCUUGAUGGCAAGGGCGUCAUCCGAACCGACGAAAUCCGCGCAAGUUACUACAUCGCCGACCAACUUUUGAAGCUUUUGAACGACGAGCCUCAUGAGAAAACCCAAUGUCUUGUCUUAUACGCAUUAAAAUACCUUACGCACCACCUACAAAAGGUCAAAGAAUUUCUAGAUCAGGGGAAAUUAGGAGCAUCGGAACGGAGGAUCAUCGCAAAGAGACUUGUGGAUCUCCUUAGUGACGUGGAGGGAAUCGAGAAGUUCUGGGCCGCAAGCAAUGUGUUAUCCUUGACUUGGAUCGAGCCUGACGAAGUGGAAACAGUCCGAGGUUUGCUCAAGGAUGAAAAGACCCUUGAUGUCCUCCAGCCAAAAGAGCGACGGUGGGUUAGAGUCCAUACCGCAGAAUCCGAGGGCAAAGCAGGUAUCUAUAAACCUAUUUCACUCAUGGUAGCCAGGCACUGGCUGCGAGAUCGUUCUUGGAAGGUGUUUCCUGCUUACUACUGGAUUCAGAAAUAUAUCGAUUUGCAAAACUCGAAGGACGAAGAGGCCGACAAAGGGAAUGGUGAAGAAGGUGACGCAAAUGGCGACGAGAAUAACGACGAGGCUGGCUCCAAUGGAAAUUCAGAGCAGGAACCCGAACCUCGAUCCGACGCCGAUGAAAUUGUAUCUGCUGCGACCUGGGUACAGCAAUCAUUGUCCCUCAAAGAUGAAGACCUGGAUGCCUUAUGGUAUGACCGCCUCGGGGAGACUUGCUAUGAGGCGGACGAGUUUCAGGCCGCAAAAGAAUUUUAUGAAAAAGCCAAAGGACUUCCCAACUGUCAGUGGACUGCAAACCAAGGCUGGGCUCUUGCGGUAUACAAAUUAAGCCAAGCUCAAGACGAUAACCAAGCCCAGCAGAAGGAGCUCAAAGAGUCCGCUUGCAACGAAAUGGAGAUAGCCCUCACCCACCUUCGGUCAACAUCAAAAAUCCCUGAUUCGGGGGAUGACAAUAAGAAGGCUCUUAUCGAAGGCUUGAAGAAACAGGCCUCGUGGCAUGAGGAACUUACUUCAACAGAUCGCGCUUUUGCACUCUACGAAGAGGCACUCGAGGUGGAUCCUGGGGAACAUGAAAUUCGCUGCGACCUGCUCAAAGCUCUCUAUGCGAACAACAGGGAAGCAGACGCGAGGAACAUGCUUCUGCGGAUGAUGAACCAGCGAGGAAAUCCCGCCGAGCUCGACCUUUUCUCGGCCUUACUUCUGCAUCUGACCGAGAGUGAGUGGUACUCUGCAGCUAUCCAACCGAUUGACAUUAUCCUCGCCUUGGCUCGCACAGACGAGACUCUCAACAGUCAGACAUUGGAAGCAUUGCAAACGGCCCUUCGGGACGCCAGAAAGAGCAACCUCACAGUCAGUGAAGGAAUGCUUCUGCUGUAUGAAGGCACUGUCCUUGCACGUGGUUCCACAGACGAUGCUCGUAUUCAGCAGGCCAUCCGCUGUUGGGAAGACUGCCAGUCCCUCUAUCUUUCAUCUCGCUACGACCUAGUUGCUACUCAGGCUCUCGCGUCGCGCUUUUUGACGCAGCACUACUUUCAUCAAGCCGUGAAGGAGGGAAUUACGACGGUAGAACGGGAGGAGCAUGUAGGCAAACUCCUCAGACUGAAGCGCCUUUCAAACAGCUGGAUCCACAGCUUUCGCCCUAAUUCCUUCCUGGCCUCUUACUAUGUUCAACAGAACCAGCUAGAGGAAGCACGGCAGCUAUUCAUGGAAGACAUGGUGGCCGCGAUGGAGAUACUUUCGGACAGCGAUCCGGAGAAUGAUUCUUAUGGGUACAGGUAUCUAGCCAACAUCCUCAUGCAUACUGGAGACGACCUCAACGCGCUCAGUGCGUGGUCUUUGCUCGGGCCGUACGGCCUGUUCAAGAGUCCCGAAGAGGUGCCCUCAAACGGCGAAGACCAGGAUGGUACGCCAAAAGAGAACGGUGUGUCUGAGGCUAAGUAUGACGAGCUGGCAGAAAACGGGAUCCCUGAAGAGGAAGACAACCUCCAACCUUCCGCCCCUGAACAGGCUGAGCACAAGGAAAAGACCGACACUCGUGACGGUCCCCUAGGUUACACUUGUGACGGUCUUUGUAACCAUCUAUGGCGUUAUGCAGACAAUUUCUACACCUGCCGGUAUUGCCCGGACACGCAAUUUACGCCUGACUGCUUCGAGAAGUUGAAGGCCAAUAAGCUCGAACCCUAUAUCUGCCACCCGGAUCACAGCUGGCUUCAUGUGCCAGCGUGGAGCGACAAAGAAGCGCUCGAGAUCGGCCCAGGCAAGGUCCGGGUGCAUGGCGAGCUGCUGGAUGGCGUGAGGGUGGGCGGGGAGAUUGUGGAUACACAGCAAUGGCUUGACGAGAUUCGCGAGAUAUGGAAGGUGCCAAAGAAGGAGGACGUGCCAAUCAUUGCUGAGCCUGUUUUGACACCAAAUGGGUCGAGCAAGUGA
This is a messenger RNA of Cladophialophora psammophila CBS 110553, 4665 nucleotides long. RefSeq lists its product as uncharacterized. The transcript has 4 exons. The record is from RefSeq and is a predicted model, not a curated record. Lineage: Eukaryota; Fungi; Ascomycota; Eurotiomycetes; Chaetothyriales; Herpotrichiellaceae. The coding region runs from base 1 to 4665 and encodes 1554 amino acids. Gene Ontology annotation, molecular function: protein binding.